Osmia lignaria (orchard mason bee) is the source of this 2631-nucleotide messenger RNA. RefSeq names its product protein KRI1 homolog. The record is from RefSeq and is a predicted model, not a curated record. Gene Ontology annotation, biological process: endonucleolytic cleavage in ITS1 to separate SSU-rRNA from 5.8S rRNA and LSU-rRNA from tricistronic rRNA transcript (SSU-rRNA, 5.8S rRNA, LSU-rRNA). Lineage: Eukaryota; Metazoa; Arthropoda; Insecta; Hymenoptera; Megachilidae. Gene Ontology annotation, cellular component: nucleolus; 90S preribosome.
AACCUUCAUAUUUUAUUCUGCAACUCCAUAACAUUACAGCAAGAAUAAACAAAUUUUUAUUCCAUAAAAAUAAGAUAUUUUUAUUUGUAGCAGAACAAUAAUAUUGUUUAGCAAUUAUAGUACUAUUAUAAUUGUUAAACUAAUUAAAAAUUUAAGAACUGUCUUUGCAUACAGCAUGUGUUUGAUUGUUAAAUGAUUUGUUGAUACCAUGCCUACUUUAUUUAAUGGUGAUAAAUCCGAUUCUGAUGAAGAAUUGAAGAUCAACACGGAUUAUGCUAAAAAUUACAACAAUUGGAGACAGAAAGAAGAAUUUAAUAAAUUAAAAACAAAAUAUGGAAACGUUAGUGGAAGUGGAACAUCAGAUGAGGAUUCUGAUACUGAGAGCUCAUCUGAAGAGGAAGAGGAAGAAAAUGAAUUGACCCAGCAAUUUGAUAAAGAUUUCUAUAAAACAUUAGCUUAUUUAAAGCAGAAGGAUCCAAAAAUUUAUAAUCAAGAUGUAACAUUUUUUGAUGAUACUAAUAAAGCACAAGAAUUAUACAGUGAAAAGAAGAAGUACAAAACAAAGAAGGAGAAAGCUGUUUUCUUAAGAGACUAUGAACGAAAUAUUAUUGUAGAAAGAGAAGGAAAAUUUAGCGAUAGCGAGGAUGAAAGUACAUUGAAAAUGAAUGAGGAACAUAGUAGCAAAAUCACAUAUGCGCAAGAACAAAGGCAGUUGAAAGAAAGUUUUAAGAAUGCCUUGCACGAUGUUGAAGAAGAAGAAGACACAGAUUUAUUGAAGCCAAAAACUAAAUCUGAAAGUGAAAAACAAAAAGAAGAGCUAGAUUACAAGGAAUGGUUAAAAGGGCAAGAAACUGCCAUAGAUGAAAAUGAACAGAAGGUGCUUAAACCGUUGCGCGAUUUUUGGUCCAAUCCUAAUUUGGAUUCAAAUGAAAAAUUUCUAAGAGAUUAUAUACUAAAUAAUAAGUAUUUAGAUAACGAGUAUACUGGUCCAAAUGUGGACGAUGAACAUAUAGUUCACGAUAGCGAUGAAAAUUUAUCAGAAGACGAAAAGAAUAUUGUAGAACAAGAGGAAUUCGAACAUAAAUAUAAUUUUAGAUUUGAAGAACCUGAUCAGGAAUUCAUUAAAAGGUAUCCGCGUACUUUGGAAAAUUCUUUACGAAGAAAAGACACUCGUCGAGCGCAGAAGAGAGCGGAAGUAAAGAAGAGAAAGGAAGAAGAAAAGUUAAGAAAAAAGGAAGAACUGAAACAGUUAAAAGCAUUGAAGAGAAAAGAAAUCGAAGAGAAAAUAGAGAAAUUAAAAGAGAUCACAGGGAACGAUGAUAUACAGUUUAACGAUAUAGAUUUAGAGGGUGAUUUUGACCCAACUGAGCAUGAUCGAAAAAUGACACAGCUUUUCAACGAUGAUUAUUAUGCAGCUACCGAGGAAAAUAUUAAACCUGAAUUUCCGGAUAUCGACGAAGAACUGGAGAUCGAAAAUACGUGGGACGAUUACGAUCCUAAUACGGAUUAUUAUAACGAAGAAGAAUACGAAGGGCCACAUUGCGAAGAUGCAGAUUUUAAUAUGGAUGCCGAUUAUGAUCCAUCUAAAAGUGUCAAGGAAGAAGAAGAAGGUACAAAGAAAAGGAAACGUAGACGGAAAUCUAAAUUUGCUGAACUUAUAGCUAAAGAAAAGCCAAAAUUUGAUCCGAAAGUAUACCAGUCGUACGAAGAAUACUUUGACAAAUAUUAUUCCUUAGAUUAUGAAGAUAUGAUUGGUGAUAUACCGUGUAGAUUUAAGUAUAGGAAAGUUGUGCCAAAUGAUUAUGGUUUAAGUGUCGAAGAGAUAUUAGUAGCCGACGAUAAAGAAUUAAAUAAAUGGUGUUCACUAAAGAAAGCUUUACAACAUAAGCCAGAUCAUGCGGAGUUAAACGAUGUUCGAAUGUACAAAGAAAAGGCUAGGAAUGAGGCACUGAAGAAAAAAGUACUUCGAAGUUUAUACACUAAUCCGGAGGAUGAAGAAGAGACAGAUAAAAAAGAAAUUAUAGACAACCAGAAUAUCGCCGAAUCUACAGAAACGAAGAAGCGUCGAAGAAAGAAGAAGAAGAAGAAAGAAGAAGUUCAAAAUAAUUCAUCAAUUACUGAAACUGUAUCUGUAAAUGACAAAGAAUCCAGUGAAAGUAAAAAGAAAGUUAAGGUUAAUGCAAAUCAGAAGACAAGCAAGGAAUCAAAAGAAAGUUCAAAAACAGAGAAGCGAAAGCAACCGGAAGAACAGUCUGAACAGCCAUCAAAGAAGAAGCGUAAAAUCAAUAAUUCCAAAAAAUCUACUCCUAUUGUUGAGGAUAAACCACAAAAAGAACAAGGUCAAGAACCAGAUGAAUCGAAUGUCAAACAUCCAAAGAAAGAAAAAAUGAAAAAGAAGAUGAUAAAGAAGAAGACGUUAGGCAAAAUAAAGAAAAAAGGCGCUAAAAAUAAUAAUAUCAAUGGUGAUAUUACUUCAUUGAAUCCAGAGAGGUUGAAGAUGUACGGGAUAAAUCCAAAGAAAUUGAAGAAUAAAUUAAAAUAUGGAAAACAGCAGCAAUAGUUACGACAUAUUGUAAAUACAAUAUAAAUCUGUAUAUAUUAUUUGAUAUUAAAAUAGUUUGUCCUUCUGUU